AUGCCGCUUCCAACCGGAGUCUACCGCGCUGACCAAGUUGGGUCUCUGCUUCGGCCGAAGGAAAUCCUCGAGGCGCGUGAGAAAGUCGUGGCUGGAGAACUGUCCAAGUCGGACCUCCGGCAGCUCGAGGACAAGUACAUCGCAGAUGUCGUGCGGAAACAGCUCAAUGCGGGCCUACGAGCCAUCACAGACGGCGAGUUCCGUCGCGCAUUCUUCCACCUAGACUUUCUCCAGCAUCUGGACGGCAUCGAGGUGCGCGGGAAUAUGAUGUCGACCAACACCUCCAAGGGCGGAUUUGCACCCCCGAAACUGGUUGUCACCGGGAAGCUGGGCCACAGCAAGCCCAUCCAGGUCGACGAUUUCAAGUUCUUGGAACGCCAGAUCGCCGAGGCCGGCGGCCAGGAGAGCUUUGGCAAGGUUUCGGCGAAAGUGGCGAUCCCCAGCCCGACGAUGGUGCAUUUUCGAGGCGGGCGCGAGACGAUCGACCUCGACGCGUACCCGUCCAUGGACGUCUUCUUUGACGACCUCGCGCGGGUCUAUCAGGAGGAGAUCCAGGACCUAUACGAUGCAGGAUGCCGGUUCGUACAGCUCGACGACACAAAUCUCGCGUACCUGUGCGAUCCGAAGAUGCGGUCCGAGGCAGAGAGCAGACACGGCAGCGACGCGAAACAGCUCGCGAGCCAGUACGCGACCCUGAUCAACCGAGCCAUUGAGAAACGGCCCCGCGACAUGACUAUCGGGAUCCACCUGUGCAGGGGCAACCACCGUAGCCAAUGGUUCGCGCAAGGCGGCUACGAGCCUGUCGCCGAGGUCCUCUUCAAAGACCUCAACGUUGACGUCUACUUCCUCGAAUACGACGACGCGCGCUCCGGCGACUUCAGCCCCUUGCGCCACCUGCCGCCGCACAAGGUCGUCGUGCUCGGCAUCAUGACCAGCAAAAAGGGUGAUCUGGACGACAAAGCCGCCAUGAUCCAGCGCUUGAACGAGGCCGCCAAGUACUGCGGGAAGGGCCUUGAUCAGCUCUGCCUCAGCCACCAAUGCGGCUUCAGCAGUACCAUGGAAGGCAAUGAGUUAAGCGAGGAGCAGCAAUGGGCAAAGAUUCGGUUGGAGGUCGAGAUUGCCAAGGCGAUUUGGGGCCCCAGUACCGCGGAGUGA
Molecule: messenger RNA, 1155 nt
Organism: Cladophialophora psammophila CBS 110553
Lineage: Eukaryota; Fungi; Ascomycota; Eurotiomycetes; Chaetothyriales; Herpotrichiellaceae
Product: 5-methyltetrahydropteroyltriglutamate-homocysteine methyltransferase
Exons: 1
Coding region: 1-1155 (384 amino acids)
Molecular function (GO): 5-methyltetrahydropteroyltriglutamate-homocysteine S-methyltransferase activity; zinc ion binding
Source: RefSeq, a predicted model, not a curated record